GGCAGCUCAACCCGUUCUUUCUCAUCAUCGUCGAGCCACCAUGUCGGACCUGGAGCAGCCUGUCGCUCCCACAGAGGAAAACAGGCCAUCAACACAAACAGCAGGCCAGGAUCAACCUAUCCCAGAUGUAUUGGAGUCCGCCCCGAAGCUGCAUCUCCAGGAUGAGGAACCAUCCGGGCUCGUCACGCUCAGGGAAGGAGUCUCAAACACCUAUGUUGUUCUGGUACAAGGGAUUGCCAACCGGGAGUGGAAAGCCCAGAAGCGAUGGCAGACCUGGAUGGCCUGGUUUGAUAGCAUGGGGUUGAAAGACGACCACACGAUCAAGGCCUAUUAUUAUGACAUCACGAGCGAGGAUCCUGGGAUUUUCAACGUGGAUGGAAUUGAGAAAGAGUCAAGAAAGUUACUCGAAGACCUUGCGGGAGACAGAAAAACAAGAUCCCAACAGGAGAUAUAUAUUCAUAGCCCUGGACAUUGGCGGAAUAAUAGUCAAGAAAGCCCUCAUCCUUGCCAGCAUGGCGCCGACCAUGUACGGCGAUCUGGACUAUCGCACGUCCGGUCUGAUAUUUGCCAGCUGUCCACACAGGCCUGCUACGAUCGAGGAAGCAGAGGACUAUAUCGGAGAGCUCCUCUCACUGAACUCGUGCUUCCCCCCUGAUUGUGUGCGAAAGAUCAGGGAGCUGGCACGGACAGUUCAGGCUAUCAACAGGGACUUCCUCGAAACAAAGUAUCUAAUUCGAGCACUGAUUUGCAAUAUCGUGUCUCCGAGGGCCAGAA
This is a messenger RNA of Aspergillus versicolor CBS 583.65, 774 nucleotides long. RefSeq lists its product as uncharacterized. Bases 41 to 655 code for a protein of 204 amino acids. The transcript has 5 exons. Lineage: Eukaryota; Fungi; Ascomycota; Eurotiomycetes; Eurotiales; Aspergillaceae. The record is from RefSeq and is a predicted model, not a curated record.